AUGGCCACCGACAAUGACACCAAGCUCGCUGUAGCAGAGCUCGGCCCAACCCCCGCGCCGGAGGCCAUGAAACUCUGCACCGUCUGCGUAGCCACGGCGACCCACGACGCCAUGUCGCUGCCGUCACAGCAGGGGCAGUGGCUGCGCGCCGCCGUCCUCGGCGCAAGCGACGGCCUCGUCUCCACCUCGGCGCUCAUGCUCGGCAUCGGCGCGGCACGACCCGCCGACCCGCGGGCAGCGCUCCUGUCGGGCGUGGCGGGCCUCGUCGCCGGCGCCUGCAGCAUGGCCAUCGGCGAGUACGUAUCGGUCCACGCGCAGCUGGACGUGGAGCUGGCCGGGCUUAAGCGGCUCGAGGAGGCGCGCGGGUACCCGGCGGACCGGGCGGGGCUGCCGAACCCGUGCCACGCGUCGGCGGCCUCGGCGCUGUCCUUCGCGGCCGGUGCGGCCAUCCCGCUGCUCGCGGCGUGGUUCGUGACAAGCUACGGGGUGCGGGUCGCCGUGGUCGUCGCGACGGCGACUCUGGCCUUGGCGGUGUUCGGCGCCCUCGGGGCGGUGCAGGGCCGCGCUCCAGGGGGGCGGGCUGGGCUGAGGGCCGCACUGGGAGGAUUGGUGGCGAUGGGGGUCACCUACGGUCUCAUGAAACUGUUCCGGACUCAUUCAGAUUGAUAUAUGGCUUGAACUUCUUCUUUUUUUUGGCGGGUGAAGCUUGAACAAACUUGUCAUGGGUGUGUUUCUCUUCUUCUUUUUUGAUGAGGGAAAAAACAGUAGGUGAAUUGCCUGCGUGGUUAGCAAAUCCUAGCUUGUGAUGUACAGUAGUAUAUACAAUUAAGAUUUGUUCACUAGUAGCAUGCUUGUUGGCAAAAGCGCUUCUAACGCUCGUGUCAUGUAAAGCUGUCACGUGAGUAGU
Triticum dicoccoides is the source of this 907-nucleotide messenger RNA. RefSeq names its product vacuolar iron transporter homolog 4-like. Gene Ontology annotation, biological process: intracellular manganese ion homeostasis. NCBI's taxonomy places the organism in Eukaryota, Viridiplantae, Streptophyta, Magnoliopsida, Poales, Poaceae. The record is from RefSeq and is a predicted model, not a curated record. The coding region runs from base 1 to 666 and encodes 221 amino acids. The transcript has a single exon. Gene Ontology annotation, molecular function: manganese ion transmembrane transporter activity.